Danaus chrysippus (African queen) is the source of this 1431-nucleotide messenger RNA. The record is from the annotation of a GenBank genome assembly. NCBI's taxonomy places the organism in Eukaryota, Metazoa, Arthropoda, Insecta, Lepidoptera, Nymphalidae.
AUGUUGAAAUAUACAGCCAAAAAAUAUUAUUCGGAAGGGAGCAAAUUAAAUCAAGUGGUGGUUGCAGUUUUGAUGGUUCUGCCAGUGUUUUCCUACGGCAUGGCCGUCGGCUGGCUAUCACCUAUGGGUCCGUACCUCAUGUCCGAGGAUACCCCGGCGGCGGAACCAGUUCAUCCUGACGUCAUAUCCUGGAUGGCUUCCGUCGCUUACCUGGUGGGAACGCCAGCUGUGUUCCUGUUCGGCUACAUCGUUGACAACUUCGGUAGAAAGAAAGCGCUUAUGUUGACAUCUUUUUCAAUGGCGGUUUGUUGGGGUUUAAAACUAUAUUCCACCGAGACCUGGGCGUUGAUAACAGCUAGAGCUAUCGUUGGUUUCGGAGUGGGUGGUUCUUAUGUUGUCACUCCAUUAUACAUUAAAGAAAUAAGCGAAGACUCCAUUCGUGGGACUCUGGGCAGUCUCGUGAUAUUAUCUCAAAAUUUGGGAAACCUAGUUGUGUAUAUAUUGGGAGAAUAUGUAUGUUAUCAUGCGACCCUAUGGAUCUGUCUGGCUGUACCGUUAAUACACCUACUCGUGUUUCCCGCCAUGCCAGAGACUCCAUCUUAUUUGUUGAAGAGCGGGAAAGUUGAGGAGGCGAGAAGCGCCUUAGCUUGGCUGCGCUGCCGGCAGACCGGCGACGCCAACGUAGACACCGAACUGCAAUCUCUUCUCUUGGAACUAGAACAAAGCAACUCGGGAAAAUUCUUCACCACAUUAAAAACAUUAGUAUCUGACCCGAGCACGUUCCACGCGUUCCGCAUCACCCUCACCAUAACCCUGGCUCGUGAGCUGUGCGGCUGCCUGGCUGUGUUACACUUCGCGUCUCUCAUCUUCAGCAAGGCGAGCGGUGACUGGGUGCUGACAGCUAAUCAACAAGCUACUAUACUGGGCGUGGUGCAGAUGAUAGGAUCAUGUACAGCGUCGAGCUUGGUCGAGAGAACUGGCAGAAAGCCCCUGCUAGGAGCGACCUGCCUAGUGUCAGGCCUGGCGCUAGUGUCUCUGGGCGGCUGGUUCCUGUGGGCGGGCGGCGCCGCAGCCUGGCUGCCCGCCUUCGCCCUUUGCCUCUGUAUCUACUGUGACGCGGCCGGAUUACAACCUGUACCAUUCGUCGUCAUGACCGAGAUGUUCUCAUUCCAGUACCGCGGCACGGUGACAUCAAUAGUGAUAGCGUUCGCGUGUGCUCUAGUAUCAAUCGAGCUCCGUCUGUUCCACCCGCUGGCCACUCACGUCGGUCUGUACGUCAUCUUUUGGAUCUUCGCAGCCGUCUGUCUCAUCAGUACAGUGUACAUCGUGUUCUGCGUCCCGGAGACCAAGAAGCGAUCCAUCGAAGAGAUAUACGCUGAACUAGGCGGCAAGAAGAACAAAGAUUGUGAAGCUGCCGUCACUAGGCUUUAA